Molecule: messenger RNA, 2454 nt
Organism: Esox lucius (northern pike)
Lineage: Eukaryota; Metazoa; Chordata; Actinopteri; Esociformes; Esocidae
Gene: cyp27b1
Product: 25-hydroxyvitamin D-1 alpha hydroxylase, mitochondrial
Exons: 9
Coding region: 287-1825 (512 amino acids)
Biological process (GO): cellular response to peptide hormone stimulus; C21-steroid hormone biosynthetic process; cholesterol metabolic process
Cellular component (GO): mitochondrial inner membrane
Molecular function (GO): heme binding; iron ion binding; oxidoreductase activity, acting on paired donors, with incorporation or reduction of molecular oxygen
Source: RefSeq, a predicted model, not a curated record
GUAUUAUUUACCCACCACGUUGGAGCAACUUUGGGUUGGUCUGACAUCUGCCACCUGAUUGGACACACCUUCUAAAUAGCUGACGCCUACUUCUUUCCAAACUUGAUACGGGGGGGUUGACUUUAACAUUUGCUUCGAUUGGCCCGAAACGAAGUUUGCCGCGCUGCACUGGCGCUAGUCCGGCGUGGGUCAAACUAUAUAAACACUGUGUCUUGGUGUAGGAUGAGAGCCGACACAAGACGGCUGCUAUUUGUUCAACUGCCAGUGUGUGAACAUAAUCAAGAGGAUGCUGCAGCACGCCCUCAAAGUGUCCGGUCGCAGCGUGUCCCCACUAAUCAAGUGGAUGGAGAAGUGGGUUGAAGGUGCAGCGGGCCUGAAGAAAACCUCUCCCGCGGAGCCAGCGCAGAGAAUGAAAACACUGGAGGAAAUGCCCGGACCCACCACCGCAAAAUUUGCCUGGGACCUUUUCGCCAGAAGAGGACUCUGCCGCCUCCAUGAAAUGCAGUUGGAGGGUUUAAAGCGUUAUGGACCAAUGUGGAAGGCAAGCUUCGGUCCCAUCCUGACGGUACACGUUGCAGAGCCAUCCCUCAUAGAGCAGGUGCUGAGGCAGGAGGGCCAGACCCCCAUGCGAUCUGACCUCUCCUCAUGGAAGGACUACAGAAAACAACAAGGCCAUGGCUACGGACUGCUCACAGCUGAGGGGGAGGAAUGGCAAGAAGUACGUAGUCUACUGGGGAAGCACAUGUUACGUCCGAAAGCGGUAGAGGCUUACGACGGUACUCUAAACGCUGUGGUUGAUGACCUUAUCUCCAAGCUCCACCACCGUAGUGGCCAGGACCCUCACGGCCUAGUCCCAGACAUCGCCAGUGAGUUCUACCGCUUCGGCCUUGAAGGUAUCUCCUCAGUUUUGUUUGAGUCCAGGAUUGGUUGCUUAGACUCGGUGGUUCCAACGGAGACGGAUCGUUUCAUCGAGUCCAUUAACACAAUGUUUGUCAUGACGCUCCUUAUCAUGGCUAUGCCCAACUGGUUGAAACGGCUUUGCCCCUGGCCCUGGGUCACUUUCUGCCAAUCCUGGGACUACAUGUUUCAAUUCGCUAAAGGUCACAUUGACCAGCGUCUUAAUGAAGAAGGAAAGAAGUUGGCUCGGGGAGAAGAGGUGCAGGGGAGAUAUCUGACCUACUUCCUGUCACGCACAGGGCUGCCAAUGAAGACCGUGUAUAGCAAUGUCACCGAGCUGCUUCUGUCUGGAGUAGACACUAUCUCUAGCGCCAUGUCAUGGUCCCUGUAUGAACUGUCUCGACACCCUGAGGUGCAGGACAACCUGCGGGAGGAAGUGUUGGCCGUUAUGGGCAGUAGGAGGGUGCCAGGGGCUGCAGACGUUGCUCGCAUGCCCCUCAUGAAAGCCGUGCUCAAGGAGGUACUCAGACUCUAUCCAGUAAUUCCAGCCAAUGCCAGAGUCAUCGUGGACAGAGACAUCCAAGUCGGAGAAUACAUCGUCCCCAAAAAAACGUUGAUCACACUCUGCCACUUCGCCACAUCCAGAAAUGCGACUUGUUUUCCGAACCCGGAUGCCUUCCAGCCAGAUCGCUGGCUGAACCGGGACGGAGGCCACCACCCCUACGCCUCUGUGCCCUUUGGCGUGGGCAAACGUAGCUGCAUUGGCCGUCGCAUCGCAGAGCUGGAAGUCUACCUGGCACUCGCACGAAUUCUGAUGCACUUUGAUGUAAAGCCAGAUCCAGAAGGCAGUUGUGCAGCAGUCAAACCCAUGACCCGGACUCUGCUGGUUCCAGAAAGUGAGAUCAACCUGAAAUUGAUUGCAAGAUGAGCCGUCACCAGCUGAAAACUAGCUAUGUGAAUCUAACAGUAACUGAUAAGUCGCUAUCAAACCAAGUGUCUUUGGGUGAGAGAUGGGAGCUCAAAUAAAUGUAGCCCUACAAGCCUCAACCUACAGAUCAGCCCAUCAGAUUUCAAGCCCAGUUGGUUUCCGCUGGCCCGGCUCUGGGUUGAUAAAGCACUACGGGUGUGCCAUUGCAACAGCUAUGUGCCUCAUACUUUAGGAGAAGGUGAAGGGCGGUUAGUGCAAUAUUUUAAGUGCAUUAUGGCCUGUCUUAAGUUCUCCCUAUGCAGGAGUGAAAACAUAAAACUUGAAUCAUUUGAAGUGCAUCAGGACAAAUUAUGCAACAAAUUACUUUAAUGACAAGUGACAUUACUUUGCAAAAUCAAGUUGAUUCCACUUUCCAACACAAGAGCUUUUGUAUAAUUUAGGGAGUUGUUUAUGAAGUAGCAUUCAAAAGUCAAAACAGAUUCCCAAAAAUGGACUGUUCUGUAUAUUCCAUUUAAUACAUUCCAUCCUGAAAUCCUGUUUGUACAAAUGUUAUGCAUUAGUCAAUAAUGUUUUAUAUACAGUUGUGCUCAAAAGUUUGCAUACCCUUGGAGAAUUGGUAAUAUAUGUAC